AUGGCACGGAAAGACCCUCAUCACGACGCUGUUCCAAGUGGUAGCACGGUCGAAACAGAGACGCAUGUGGAUGUCCUGGCCAGUCAACCGUCGUCCGUCGACGGCAGUACGACCAUGACAAGUGCAAGUAACAGCAGCGAUGACAACAACAAUAAAGCCAGCAGCCCACGAAAUUCUUGGACCCAGGAAGGCAUUCGUCGCAUCCGAGCCGACAAGGUCAUGAAAGACAUGCGAUUCUUGACCUGUUUGGCCAGCAUCGGUGGCUUUUUGUUUGGGUACGACACGGGCGUCAUCUCGGGAGCCAUGUUGCCCUUGGCCAGGGCGUUUUCGUUAACCGCCGAAGAAAAGGAAGUGGUCGUCUCAUCCACUGUCCUGGCCGCUUUGGUCGCUUCUCUCGCGGGGGGGUCGUUGAAUGACAAACUCGGACGUCGCAAAUGUUGUCUGAUUGCCUCCAUUGUCUUUACGGCUGGCUCAUUCAUACUAUUUGUUUGCUGGGAUUAUACCACUCUGGUACUGGGGAGAAUCGUGGUCGGUCUGGGCAUUGGAAUUGCCAGUUUGACGACCCCCGUCUAUAUCGCGGAGAUGUCCUUGCCACGCAUGAGAGGAAGACUGGUAACGGUCAAUGCACUCCUCGUCACUGUGGGACAAUUCACUGCUGGAAUGGUCGAUGGCGCAUUGGAUGAAGUCAUGCCCGAUACGGGUUGGAGGUACAUGUUGGGGCUGGCGGCUGUACCAGCAUUAAUCAUGACGUGGGGAUUCUUGAGAUUGCCAGAAUCACCACGAUGGCUAGCCAAUAAAGGACGCAUUGAAGAAGCUGCAUUGGUAUUGCAACAAUUUCGGGAAUCCGAUGAAGAUGCCAUGGAAGAACUGCAAGAGAUCAAAAACGCAUUGCCUCUGGAAAUUUUGGAAAUGAUUGAGGAUAAUAACAACAAUGAAGAGGGGGGGAUCACUGCGAGUACUGCAACGGCAACUGUAACCCGUGAAACUACAUUGCAAGCUACGUGGCACAAUAUUCAGCAAUUUGCAAAACAAGUACACAACAUGUUGCAGGAUAAAGGGGCCAGAAAGGCACUGUUCCUAGGCUGUGGCCUCAUGUGGGUGCAGCAGCUGUCGGGGAUCAAUACUGUCAUGUACUAUGCUGCCAGUAUCUACGAAAUGUCCCAAUUUGAUGAGGUCACGGCAGUUUGGUUGAGUGGCUUUACAGCGUUGGCACAAGUGGCUGGUAUUGCCGCCAGCAUUUACUUGGUGGAUAUAGCAGGCAGACGACAACUCAUACUCACGUCACUAGGGCUGGUGGCGAUCUGUUUAUUUGGGUUGGGUGGAUCCUUCUAUCUAAGUCGAGUAUCGUCACGUGAUGUGUUGGCCACUGAUGACACGUGUCACGGUAUUUCAGCAAUGGUUUGGAGUGGAGUGACAACAUACUGCUACGAUUGUGCCCAGAUGGAUGGAUGUGGCUUUUGCGGCGGACGAUGCGUUGCAGGAAAUGAAAAGGGUCCCUUUCAACCCACACACAACAACACCAGUUUUGACCCUCCGGUUUGUGGCCGAGAUACGCGAUGGAUUUACAACACGUGUUCGAAUCCGUGGGGAUGGUUGUCAGUGGUCUUUAUGGUCGCCUACCUAAUGGCAUUCGGCAUUGGAAUGGGAGGACUGCCCUGGACCCUCAACUCGGAAAUCUUCCCCAUGCGCUUUCGUUCCAUUGCUGUGAGUUGUUCCACUGCCUCCAAUUGGAUUGGCAACCUCCUUGUGAGUGCUACGUUUCUCUCCAUUAGUCGACCGGAAAGCGUGACAGCCUACGGCGCAUUUUGGAUGUAUGGAAGUGUGGCGGUGAUUGGUUUUGUCUGGUUAUACUUUGCUCUUCCCGAAACCAAGGGGUUGUCCUUGGAAGAGAUUGAACAAAUGUUCCGUGGUAAUCACCCUCGACACGGUCACGGUGGCGGUGGAGGCUACGAUGUGGUUGGCAACGCUGAUUAUGAAGACGACGAUGACGAUCGUGCCACCAUUGUCAGCAUCGACAGCAAUCGACAAAGCAAGAUAUCGUUGCCCGAAAUGGAAAGGCCAACCGAUAAUGGACAAUCGUCUCCUCCGGCACGAACUUAUCAAUGA
This is a messenger RNA of Seminavis robusta, 2106 nucleotides long. NCBI's taxonomy places the organism in Eukaryota, Bacillariophyta, Bacillariophyceae, Naviculales, Naviculaceae. The record is from the annotation of a GenBank genome assembly.